Molecule: messenger RNA, 3170 nt
Organism: Esox lucius (northern pike)
Lineage: Eukaryota; Metazoa; Chordata; Actinopteri; Esociformes; Esocidae
Exons: 3
Coding region: 481-960 (159 amino acids)
Source: RefSeq, a predicted model, not a curated record
UUACACAUACUAGGCCUUUAAAAUAGGUAUCUGGAUGCGAAUAAUAAAGCAUGUUUCAGUUAAUUGAUCAAGUAUGUGUCAUAGCUAUACCAGGAUUCGAUGUUCUACCACAGACGUUGUCAUUUUCUAUACAAUUCUCAGAAGGUAGGAACCAUGUAGGCUCAAGUGAUGAAUGUGGAACACAGAUGUGCAUCCAGUGUGUGGGUCUGUGUGUGUACAGUGUACGCUACAGCUUUCGCAUUGUGUGAUACGUCAUUGCGAUCCAUGAGAAUUCUCUCAGCUCCCCAUAUCGCGACUCCAGCCGCUCCUCGACUCCGCAACGGUUUCGACUAGACAGUAUCACCAGCCUCUGUACAUCAGCAUAACACCAUGGUACAUCUAAUGGGACAAUCAAAGCGUUUGAUUCCAUUUGUAUCGUCACGCUGAGGUUGGAGAGAAGGACAUAUUUCCACCCAGAAGUGAAAAUCAACGCCCAACGAAAUGACAACCAAGGAAUCCGAGGACAUUGGUCUCUCCAUACCACUGUGCAUGUACAACGGGGCUUCCCAAACCAACGGUACCUGCAUGGACCAAAUAAACCGCUUCUUCCAACCGUUCUCCUCGACCUUUGCGCUGAUGGUGCUGGUGGCCAUGAUCAUUGGGAUAAUUUUGGUUUCCCUGGCAGCAUUUCACUUUAACAAAAGGAGGAUGAAGAAAAGGAAGAUCCAGCGAGCUCAGGAGGAAUACGAGCGUGACAACCGCAGCCCGUCAACUAAGAGGGAGCCGGUGAGACCAAGCAUUAUUGUCCGACCUUCGCUUCAAGAUAACGAACACCGGCCGAACUCCGAUGUCCAAAUAACAAGUUGUCACAUUCAGGAGGACCCUGGUACCUUACGCAUAGCAAAUAACGUGACAGAAUUGAAUUUCGCACACACUGGACAAGGAAACGGACAUAUGCUGGAAACUGUUGUCUCGUCUUGAUAAAAUUGAAAGUGUUGGGACGUUGUAAAUAGACAACAUAUCCACGUUAACGUUCAGAUGUAACUGACUGAAAGAAACUCUCAACAUCAAUUUGGGAUUAACUGGGAAAAGCAAUAUGGCACAAAAACAAACAUAUGUCCUCAAGGAUAUAUGUUUGCCAUUUUCAUCAUAAAUCACACGAGUGGAUUGAUAUCUGUGCCACGUUUGUAAAUCGUGUAUAAAAUUAGAAUAAGUAAGUAUAAAUAUAUUUGUGGGUUAAUUUCUGCAACGACCAUUUAGUAAAGUAGGCAAUUGUAAAUUGAAGACGGCGUUAAGGGGAACGAGGCCAGCUAGAAUGAGUUCUCUCCGUGGUGCUGAAAUGUAGAUACGUAUUGAUGUGCCGCUAGCACUUUUCAUUGUGCAGAUGUAAAUUGCUAGUUGUCUUUAAAAUAUUCUAAAAUAUGUAUUUCUGCGACUAGUAUGCUACUCCUGGACUUGCGAUUUGUAAAACUGGAAUUCAACCUAAAGGAAUAUUUCCGAAGAUCUUCACUCAACCUUCUUAAAAUAUGUAGCCCACCACGACAUAAGACGCUUUAAAAAUCUUUCAGUACCUUCUGUCAGAUGUUAAGUGACAUAGCACAUUUGAUGUAAUAUGCCCCAGCGACCACGCAUUCCUUUUAGCGGCAAUCAAUGUUAUUGUGUUUGUAUGCUACAAUGCUUUCAGUUGGAGAGCAGGUAGACAUAGAAAGAUAUCCUAAAGGGAAUUCGACAAUUGGCAUGUGCUUGGACAUUUGACGUAAGUUUAAUGUAGUAAAAACGAAUAUUUUUUUCAAAUGAUUGACUAGAUCCCGCAAACCUACUCCAGGCUUUUGGAUCUGUUCAAAGUUGGCCAAUAAGCUGCAGUAAUUUGUUGCAAUUAAACAGUGCAUAUUGCAUUUAUGAAUCACCUCGAAUCCUUAUUUUCAGACUAACAUCAUUUUUAUUAAACUAUGUGUUUUUAUUGGUAGUUCUACUGGUAGAUAUAAAGGACAUCCUCAUCCUUUCCUAAAUGUCUUUAAGACAACUGUGUAGGUUUCAGCAUGUGUGACUUCCAGUAGGGCACAAUGCAUUUGGUUUGUAGUAAUGCACUAUUCCCGAUUAUUUUACUUUUAUGUGCCAGAUGAUGGUAGCUGUAAAUCCUAAUAGCCUAUAGCAGUUUCAGUAUUUAUAAUGUAUCCACUGAAAUGUAAUAAAUGGGGAAUCAUAAAAACAUUUUAAUGCAUUUUUCUUUGUCAUGAAGUGACAUUUCAUGUCUCCUGUCUACUUUGAACGAUGUUACAUCAAACCCAAUAUUUUAAAGAUUUGUUAGAUUUUUAGCCCAUUAAUUCUGAAAGUAGUUGUGAAGAGCCAAAACAUUUCUCAGAGAAUUAAUUACUAUAGCAUUUCUGUGCUAAUCUUGUUCCCAGACUCUUCAUCCCAAAUCUGCAGAAAGCCUGUUAGUCCAAUACCUUGGCCUUCAUUAAAAUACAGAGUGCCAAGGGAGCUGACUCAAUACACCACUGACUCAGGGCAGAAUGUGCAGUUGCAGCUUCUUUAAAACUUGUAAAUUGUGACAAAAUAUUAACUUACUGACAAAACCCAUCUCCUUUCUGUCGAUGUAAAAUGAUCAGAUUAAGACCUCCUCAGAUUUCUGGAGAUAUGUUGGUAGAUGUGUUGUCGUUGAUAUGUAACAUGCUGGGAGUCGUGGGAAGAAGCUGCUAAGGAAACUGAUUUGCUAAAACGUAGGUCCCUCCCAUACAAUUGUAUGGUCACUCCCACUAAGGCCAAUUCUGAGUGGUUUAUUAUAUGCACGUCGCACAAUAGCCUGGAGACAAGGUUACACAGUAUCUGUGCAGAAUUAUCAAGCAUCACAUUUCUCUGUGGGCAUCUUUUCAGCGGUCAUUCAAAUGUUCUGGGCUGAAGCUCAAUAGGUAGACCGCGGCUGGCCCACACGGGGUCUCUCAAUUGAGCAUCAGCCCACACCAUGGUGUCGCACAAUGCUCACAGCCUCCAGCAAACAGUCCCUUUCCAACAUCUGUCAUUAGUUACCACAGCCACAGCUAUUGCUUAACCACGACUAAUUAUAGAUUGUUGCUAUUAUUCUUAAAUGUACACUAGCAUUCAAAACUUUGGGGUCACUUAGAAAUGUCCUUGUUUUUUCCAUUAAAAUAACAUCAAAUUGAUCAGAAAUACCGUGUAGACUUAAUUAAUGU